Messenger RNA from Cannabis sativa, 1029 nucleotides. Its product is annotated as large ribosomal subunit protein uL1. NCBI's taxonomy places the organism in Eukaryota, Viridiplantae, Streptophyta, Magnoliopsida, Rosales, Cannabaceae. Gene Ontology annotation, molecular function: RNA binding; structural constituent of ribosome. The coding region runs from base 186 to 836 and encodes 216 amino acids. Gene Ontology annotation, biological process: translation. The transcript is spliced from 6 exons. The record is from RefSeq and is a predicted model, not a curated record. Gene Ontology annotation, cellular component: large ribosomal subunit.
AAAACUUCGUACAAGUCCAGGCCUGCUUUCACGAAACUGGGCCGUCCUGAAACUCUCUUAAAAACCCUAGGCCAUCUUCUCCAUGUAUAUAGUUUCUUCAGCCGAGUAAAAACCCUAGCUGCUGCUCCAUUUCUAUCUGGUGGCAUUUCUGUAAGUGGGUUGUGGAAAAUUUCUAAGCUUCAAACAUGAGUAAGCUUCAGAGUGAAGUCCUCAGAGAGGCAAUUGCCACUAUAAUGAACGAAUCAAGGGAGAAGAAUCGUAACUUCACUGAGACAAUUGAACUUCAGAUUGGUUUGAAGAACUACGAUCCUCAAAAGGACAAGCGUUUCAGUGGCUCCGUUAAGUUGCCCCACAUUCCUCGUCCCAAGAUGAAGGUUUGCAUGCUUGGAGAUGCUCAGCAUGUUGAGGAGGCUGUGAAAAUUAAUUUGGACUACAUGGAUGUUGAAGGGUUGAAGAAGUUGAACAAGAACAAAAAGCUGGUUAAAAAGCUUGCAAAGAAAUACCAUGCCUUUUUAGCAUCAGAGGCUGUUAUUAAGCAGAUUCCUCGUCUUUUAGGCCCCGGUCUCAACAAGGCUGGUAAAUUUCCCACCCUUGUUACUCACCAAGAAUCCCUGGAGUCUAAAGUCAAUGAGACCAAGGCCAUGGUUAAGUUCCAGCUGAAAAAGGUUCUGUGUAUGGGUGUCGCUGUCGGAAACCUCUCCAUGGAGGAGAAGCAGGUCUUCCAAAACGUGCAGAUGAGUGUUAAUUUCCUUGUUUCACUCUUGAAGAAGAAUUGGCAAAACGUUAGGUGUUUGUUCCUGAAGACCACCAUGGGGAAGCCACAACGCGUGUUUUAAAUAUUUAAUCUAUUUUUACAUGUAUGGUGGAGUUUUGUAGUGAGAUGUUUUAUGAGGUUGAUACUUAUAUAAAGUAUUCAGUUGGAAUUCUCAAAGUUGCUUUUUUACUUAGUUGUUUCAAGGUUUAUAACAUGGUCAUGUGUUUUGUUAAGAACUUUUUAUUCUUGUUGCAGAAUCAAUUUUUGUUUACUUA